This is a messenger RNA of Zymoseptoria tritici IPO323, 693 nucleotides long. RefSeq lists its product as uncharacterized. The record is from RefSeq and is a predicted model, not a curated record. Lineage: Eukaryota; Fungi; Ascomycota; Dothideomycetes; Mycosphaerellales; Mycosphaerellaceae. The coding region runs from base 1 to 693 and encodes 230 amino acids. Gene Ontology annotation, molecular function: acyltransferase activity, transferring groups other than amino-acyl groups. The transcript has a single exon.
AUGCCCAUCGAAGUCAGCUCCCUCGCUGAAGGAGACAUCCCUGGAGCCAUCACCUGCAUCCAAGAUGCCUUCGCAACAGAUCCGUACAACAAUUGGAUCUUCAACGAUCGCGACAAGUUCUCCUUGGAACGGAACUCCACAAGUCUAGCCAUUCGUUGUCGUUGGGGGAUGAGAUACGCCCUGUUCCACGUAGCCAAAGACACCGCCGACCCGUCGGGGAAAGUGCUCGGCGUAGCCUGCUGGAUGGCUCCUAGCAAUCCAUUCGCACCACAGUCCUGGAGUGACUACUGGGGAAGCUGGUGGCUGUGGCUCGAGCAAGUCCGGAUGAAUUUGUCGUACGGCAGGGGAGGGCUGAACGUCAAGCGAUAUUGGAUAUGGAAGGCAGCCCAAGCAGAAGCGCAGAAAGCGUUGUGGACUGAUGAGAAGGGGUACUACUUCUGCAACAUCGUCACCGUCUUGCCGGAGACGCAAGGCAAAGGCGUGGGCAAGCUGCUGUUCAAGCACGUCACUGACAAGGCCGAUGCAGAGGGGAGGAAGUGCUAUCUGGAGAGCAGCAGGAACCAGCCCAAUAUGGCGAUUUACCGGCGCAUGGGAUUCGGGCUGGCGAAGGAGAUGAUUUGUGAUGAUGAUGGCGAUGCUAUUACGCUUUACUGCAUGAUGAGGGAGCCGAAGGGAUCCGCGGGCAGAUCCUGA